UCUCUCUCUCUCUCUCUCUCUCUCUCUCUCUCUCUCUCUCUCUCUCUCUCUCUCUCUCUCUCUUCCUCGACCUCUCUCUCUCUUCUCAUGCUGGGUAAAUGAGUUGGAGAGCCAUUCAGCGACCUGAAGUUUUUUGUGACGGAGAAGUGAGGCAGUUGAGGUUUAGUUGUUUCGUUCUUUUAAAGGACACAUUUCAGCCGUUGUGUGAGUGUGUGUGUGUGUGAGUGUGCAUUUAUGUGUGUGUGUUUGCCUCAUACCAGGGACACCUACAGGUUUUCUCCUGACCCAGAUAUCUCCACAGCAUUGAACCUGGAGCCAUGUCUAAGGUCAAAACUGACGUUUUAAAGACCCUUAAUAAAACCAGACCUGGUCUUCAAAUAUGGAGGAUAGAGGCCAUGGAAAUGGUGGCUAUUCCCAGUAAAGCAUAUGGAAAUUUCUAUGAAGGGGAUGCUUAUAUCGUCCUUCAUACAAACAAAGUCUCCAGCCAUUUUACCUAUGACAUCCACUACUGGCUGGGGGCGUCGUCCUCACAGGAUGAGCAAGGGGCGGCGGCCUUCUCCACCACCAUGAUGGAUGAGGCGCUAGGGGGCGUGGCCAUUCAACACCGGGAGACCCAGCGCUACGAGAGUGACAUGUUCCGUGGCUACUUCAAAAAGGGCCUCAUAUACAAGAAGGGAGGCGUGGCCUCUGGGAUGAAGCACGUGGAGACCAACACCUACGACGCAAAGAGGCUUCUCCACGUCAAGGGACGCAAGCAUGUGGUGGCCGGAGAGGUGGACAUGAGCUGGGCCAGCUUCAACAAUGGAGAUGUGUUCAUCUUGGACCUGGGGAACAUCAUUAUUCAGUGGAACGGACCCAAGAGCAACCACAUGGAGAGACUCAAGGGAGUGAACCUGGCCAAGGACAUCCGCGACCGGGAGCGUGGGGGCCGGGCGCAGGUCACGGUGGUGGAGGCCGAAGACGAGAAGACCUCGGUGGAGGCGGUGAAGCUGAUGAAGCAGCACCUGGGGGACAGGCGGGACAUCAGAGACGUGAUCAUCUCCGACGACGUGGUGGACGGCAAGCUGAGGACCAGCAUCAAGCUCUUCCAUAUCUCCGACGCCCAGGGUAACUUGGUUGUUCAAGAGGUUGCUGUGAAGCCACUGAAACAGGAACUGCUAAGUCAUGAGGACUGCUAUCUCUUAGACCAAGGAGGGAUUAGGAUCUACAUGUGGAAAGGAAAGAAGGCCUCGCAGAAAGAGAGAUCUGAGUCACUGAAUAAAGCAGAAGCGUACAUCAAGGCCAAGGGCUACCCCAGCUCCACCUAUGUGGAGACGGUGAACGACGGCGCCGAAUCGGCCGUGUUCAAGCAGCUCUUCACAAGCUGGACCGUCAAGUACCAGACCGGGGGUCUGGGGACCACCAACACCAAGGGGAAGAUAGCCAAAGUGGAACAGGUGAAGUUUGACGCCACCUCCAUGCACGCCAGGCCUGAUCUGGCCGCGCAGCACAAGAUGGUGGAUGACGGAACAGGUGAAACGGAGGUGUGGCGUAUAGAGGACAACGUACUGCAGAGUGUGGACAACAAGUGGCUGGGACACUUCUACGGGGGGGACUGCUACCUCAUACUUUAUAAAUAUGAGGUCAACUACAGACGCCACUACAUACUCUACGUCUGGCAGGGGCGCCACGCCAGUACAGCAGAGCUGGCUGCGUCCGCCCUGCUGGCCAUACAACUGGACCAGCAGUACAACGGGGAGCCCGUUCAGGUCCGCGUGCCCAUGGGCAAGGAACCACUCCACCUCAUGGCCAUCUUCAAGGGGAAGAUGAUCAUUUAUGAGGAAGGGAGCUCCAGAGAGGGGUCGGCCUACAAACCCCCCGCCGUGCGUCUGUUCCAAGUGCGAGGCACCAACGACUUCAACACCCAGGCCAUAGAGGUCUCGGCCCGCAGCUCCUGCCUCAACUCCAACGAUGUGUUUGUGCUCAGCACUGAAAACUCCUGCUUUCUGUGGUAUGGAAAGGGCUGCAGUGGUGAUGAGCGGCUGAUGGGUAAAUCCCUGGCCGACAUUAUCUCCAGAAGAGAGAAGCUUGUCAUCGCCGAGGGCCAAGAGCCCGACCUCUUCUGGGUCAGCCUGGGCGGCAAAACGCAGUACGCCAACAGCAAGAGACUCCAGGACGGCCUGAACAGCGUCACCCCGCGGCUCUUCGAGUGCUCCAACCAGACGGGCCGCUUCCUGGCCACCGAGAUUACAAACUUCGACCAGGAAGACCUGGACGAGGACGACAUCAUGCUCCUCGAUAUAUGGGACAUGGUGUGCCUGUGGAUGGGGAGGGGGGCCAAUCCCGUCGAGAGGGACGCUGCCGUGACGACGGCCCAGGAAUAUCUGCGUUCGCACCCGGCCGGCCGUGACGUCGACACGCCCAUCGUCCUGAUCAAACAGGGCUUCGAGCCCCCGACCUUCACCGGAUGGUUCCAUGCCUGGGACCCUCAGAUGUGGAGCGGAGGAAAGUCUUACUAUGAGCUGAAGUCUGAACUCGGAGAUGCCACUGACAUCAUCAAAAUAACAGUGGACAUGGCGACGGCGCCCACCACACCGGGCAAAGGGCCUAGCAAAGGGAUGGGAAUCCUGACUCCGUCGGCCGCAGCCCCCUUCCCUGUCGAGCAGCUGGUCCACAAGCAGAAUGAGGAUCUUCCAGAGGGAGUUGAUCCAACCAGGAAAGAGGAACACCUCAACAAUGAGGACUUUGCACUAGUGCUAGGGAUGUCUCGAAUGGAAUUCUACUCCAUGCCAACGUGGAAGCAGCAGAAGCUGAAGAAAGACAAGGGACUCUUUUAGAGAGUGGUCUCUUCUUGUACUUUGCUGGCUAGAUCUUUAAUGAUGAAUUAUGUGUUAACAGAGAGUUGACAGUAUGGAUAUGCAGAAGUGUUUUGUUCAUUUAAGAAGGAAGACAUUUAUAUUCUGUAGUGUACGAUGAAUAAACUGAUUUUGAUGUAGGGCGUAAAAUGAGGGGAAGAUGAGGUUUCACGUGUCACUCGUUUUGUUUUAAGUAUGCUGAGUGUGGGAAUAAUGUAAAGACAAUCCUUUUCAAUCACUGGUUUUUUUCAGGUAUAAACUAAAAACCCUUUUGUGUGCUUGCCUCAUAAUCUAGCGUAUACAUGAUGUUUGUUUUAUUUAACACACAUUUGUGUAGUCUUGUGUAGUAAAUUAUUUAGUAUGCCUACAAAAAUCGCACCAAGUAAGUUGGUUUUCAUACAUUUUGCUUAAAAAUGGAUUCUACAUUUUUAUUUCCAGGUACGAUAUUAAAUGUUUGAAUAAUUUAAUUCCAUCAUUCAAUGCGAAUGAAGCAAGAUAGUCUCAAAUAUAUAUCACCGAAGUUAUUUUAACACCUUUAGAGAAGGUUUCUUAAAGCUUAGUUAGUGAAACACUAAAAUAUUGAUUUCUUUCUUUGAUAAGAAAACUGUUUAGGUUGAAUGUAUUAGAACAACAUGUUUAUGUUUCUAUGUAGGUCUCAUCUACAAUAACAUACUACUAGCUUCUCUGUGUCUGACUGUUUAUGUUGAAUGUAUUAGAACAACACGUUUAUGUUUCUAUGUAGGUCUAGUCUACAAUAAAAUACUACAAGCUUU
Molecule: messenger RNA, 3607 nt
Organism: Gadus morhua (Atlantic cod)
Lineage: Eukaryota; Metazoa; Chordata; Actinopteri; Gadiformes; Gadidae
Gene: vil1
Product: villin 1
Exons: 20
Coding region: 318-2816 (832 amino acids)
Biological process (GO): regulation of lamellipodium morphogenesis; actin polymerization or depolymerization; barbed-end actin filament capping
Cellular component (GO): lamellipodium; actin cytoskeleton; cytoplasm
Molecular function (GO): phosphatidylinositol-4,5-bisphosphate binding; actin filament binding
Source: RefSeq, a predicted model, not a curated record